Messenger RNA from Paraglomus occultum, 870 nucleotides. Lineage: Eukaryota; Fungi; Glomeromycota; Glomeromycetes; Paraglomerales; Paraglomeraceae. The record is from the annotation of a GenBank genome assembly.
AUGGAAGGCCGCGAGCAUAUGGUGAGGAAUGAAAUCAAUAUAUUGAAGAAGGUAUCACAAGGGCACAAGAAUAUUGUCACUCUUGUCGAUUAUUUUGAAACUGUAAAUAAUCUGUACUUGGUGACGGAUCUAGCUACCGGUGGUGAAUUGUUUGAGAGGAUUUGCACUAAAGUAAGCUAUGACGAAGCCGAAGCGGCUCAUCUUGUGCGAACCAUCACAGGAGCGGUUGCGUAUCUUCAUCAUAAUGGAAUUGUUCAUCGAGACUUAAAGCCCGAAAAUCUUCUAUUCCGAACGCCUGCUGAAGAUGCCGACUUGCUAAUUGCUGAUUUUGGCUUAUCGCGAAUCAUUGACUCUGAAAAAUUCCAUCUUCUUACGACCACAUGCGGAACCCCUGGAUACAUGGCACCCGAGAUCCAUAGGAAAGUUGGACACGGAAAGCCAGUUGAUAUGUGGGCUAUCGGUGUUAUUACAUACUUUUUGUUAUGUGGGUACCCGCCAUUUGACGAUGAUAACGAUUUUGCUGCUAUCAUAAAUGCCGAUUAUAAGUACGAACCGGCCGAAUAUUGGGAUUGCAUUACCCCCGGUGCCAAAGACUUUAUAGACCGCUUGUUAACAAAAGAUCCUAACGAGCGAAUGACGGCUGACAAUGCUCUUUUACACCCGUGGCUCAAUGGAUAUAGUCAGGCUCCGCCUGUUGUGCGUACUCCAAUGAGACCGCCUUUCAAUCCUAAACGUACUUUCAGAAAAGCCGUCGAUAUCGUGAAGGCGAUUCAUCUCAUGAAACCGCAUGAUCAAGAAUUUGUCCGUAUGGUCCGGGAAGCGCGGGAAGUGGAUGAGUCUGUUGACCAGGUGUUGUUGAUCCCCCAAUAG